AGGGGAGGAAGUGCCAGCUCGCACAUUCAGAGGGACUCUCACUCUCCUUCACUCUCCUGAGCCUCCUCUGCUCUUUGCUUCCUCUUGACCGACACUUGCUGAAUACAAAGCCCUGCUCGAAUAGCCAUGUCACAGUUCAAUUACAGCUCUCGUUCGGCAUCCGGCCCUAGUGGGAUCACUCAGGUCCGGGUCAGCUCUGUCUCAUCCUCUCGUGGAGUAGGAGGGGGAAGCAGCUUUCGGAAACCCGGGGGCUUUGGCAGUGCCAGUCUCUACAGCCUGGGCUCUGGCGCCAAUAGGAUUUCUUUCCACAAUGCCCCGGCUACAUUCAGAUACGCCAGCAACCUUGGAGCUGGGUUUGGUGGUGGACUUCCAUCGCCAGGCAUUCAAGAGGUCACCAUCAACCAGAGCCUUUUGUCCCCCCUCCACCUGGAAAUUGACCCCACUAUCCAGAAGGUGCGCAAGGAAGAGAAGGAGCAGAUCAAGACCCUCAACAACAAAUUUGCAAGCUUCAUUGACAAGGUCCGGUUCCUUGAGCAGCAGAACAAGAUGCUGGAGACCAAGUGGAACCUGCUGCAGGAGCAGAAGACCACCCGGAGUAACAUUGCGCCCCUCUUUGAAAUGUACAUUAGCAACCUGCGGAGGCAGCUUGACAGCCUGCUGAAUGACAAAGGCCGCCUGGAGGGAGAGCUGAGGAACAUGCAGGAUCUUGUGGAGGAUUUCAAGAACAAAUAUGAAGAUGAAAUCAACAAGCGCACAACAGCAGAGAAUGAUUUUGUUGUGCUUAAGAAGGAUGUUGAUGCUUCCUACAUGAAUAAGGUAGAGCUAGAGGCCAAAGUAGAUGGACUGACUGAUGAGAUAAACUUCCUGAGAUCACUUCAUGAAGCAGAAUUGCGUGAGCUGCAAACACAGAUCUCCGAUACAUCUGUUGUCCUUCAAAUGGACAACAAUCGUAACCUGGACUUGGACAGCAUCAUUGCUGAGGUCAAAGCUCAGUAUGAAGAAAUUGCCAAUAAGAGCCGGGCUGAGGCAGAAAGCUGGUACCAAAGCAAGUAUGAGGCCCUGCAAGUCACCGCUGGAAAGCAUGGGGAUGAUCUACGGAGCACCAAGACUGAGAUUGCAGAACUGAACCGUGCCAUUCAGAGGCUGCAGGCGGAGAUUGACAACGUGAAGAAUCAGCGUGCCAAGCUGGAAGCGGCCAUUACCGAGGCCGAGGAGCGUGGGGAGCUGGCGAUCAAAGAUGCCAAGGGAAAACUAGAGGAGCUGGAGGCUGCUCUCAACAAAGCCAAGCAAGAGAUGGCCCGCCAGCUGCGGGAGUACCAGGAGCUGAUGAAUGUCAAGCUGGCCCUGGAUAUUGAGAUUGCCACCUACAGGAAGCUGCUGGAAGGAGAGGAGAGCCGGCUGUCUGGCAGUGGAGUUGGAUCUGUGAGCAUGACUGUGCUCAACACCAGCGGUGGAGGCGGUUUCGGCUACGGAGGAGGACUCAGCUUGGGGAGCGGAAUGGGCAGCGGAGGAGGCCUCAGCUUCUCCUCUGGAGGUGGCGGCUCAGGCAGCGUGAAAUCGACCUACAGUGUGACCACAAGCACAAGCCGGAGAAGCACCAGAAACUAAGCUGAAGCACGCCAGAGCCAUCAGUGCCUGAAGGAAAGGAAAGACGUGGCAUUGCAAAGAAGAUAACGGGGAGGGAGGGAGGGUGUGUGUGUGCGUGCGUUUUUCAUUGUCUCCCAGCAGCCAGGCUUGAAAUGCUGAUACUGUACUUUCCGUGACCCUUGCCCACUUCAGUUCCACCACAAAACACUAACUUCCAAGAGAACCUUGCUGUUUAUUGCACUAACAGCACAAUUAACCUGGAGAGUGAAAAUUGGAACCAGCCUUCCCCAACCCCUCACCUUCCAGCAUGCUGGCCUACAAUUUUCAUUGCCCACAAGCACUGUGGACAUUAUGGCUGUCAUUCAGCAUAUUCUGGUGGGGCCAAGGUUGGAAAAGGCUGUUUAAAACUGUACAGAUCUAUUUCACAUCAUCUAUUUUGAUGCAGGAAUUGCCUUCUGUAGCAAUUGCUCUGACCCCCCUCCCUCAUUUUCCAUGGAAGUAAAAAAAAUAUGAAUGUCACAAAAAUAAAAAUGCGCAUU
This is a messenger RNA of Pogona vitticeps (central bearded dragon), 2126 nucleotides long. RefSeq names its product keratin, type II cytoskeletal cochleal. Gene Ontology annotation, molecular function: structural constituent of skin epidermis. Gene Ontology annotation, cellular component: keratin filament. Gene Ontology annotation, biological process: keratinization; intermediate filament organization. The record is from RefSeq and is a predicted model, not a curated record. Lineage: Eukaryota; Metazoa; Chordata; Lepidosauria; Squamata; Agamidae.